GUCAUACCAACACCUCCUGCCAAGCUACACACGACCUCAUCAGCAGAAAUCUUUGGUUCAUCUUCUCUACAGUAACCUAAGACCUAAUAGCCGUCGAUCAAGGAAUAAACAAUGAGCACACCAUGCUUCAUUGAUCGCUGCAACCAGCCCAUUGACUGCAGUCGUCAAGCUAUCUCUUCCCAUCUUAAGACGGUUCACCAGGUCAAUGUCGACUCACCGGUAGUUCAGGCCUGUCAAUGGUCAGGAUGCCGCGUGUCUGUCCCGGCGUCAUCUCUGGCUAGCCACAUCAUGACGGUGCACAUGAGAUAAACGAUGAUUAUUCUCGACCGAC
Molecule: messenger RNA, 331 nt
Organism: Fomitopsis serialis
Lineage: Eukaryota; Fungi; Basidiomycota; Agaricomycetes; Polyporales; Fomitopsidaceae
Exons: 3
Coding region: 112-309 (65 amino acids)
Source: RefSeq, a predicted model, not a curated record